UCAAGGGCGGCUCCAAGACACCCUAAAAAAAACAAAAAACAAAAAAAAAACAACCCAACCAGGGUGGGCGCUUGGGCUCUGGACGGGGUGCCAGAGUUCAGGGAAAAACACAAAAUAACUCAGUCCAGAAAAUAGGCUAAACGGGCAGGGCCUGUCGUGAACUGUCGAUCAGGUAGCGAAGAGGCGGACCUACGAUGGCGGGUCCGGGGGCAUAACACCGGCAACGGCGCCGGAGGCGAACCCGUGGCUUCCAUAAAGAAGAGGCUUUUCUAACAUAGCAAUGGCUGCAGCAGUCUUCCCAAAUCAGACGGCUCUUCCACAUUGUGUGGGCUCCCCAACUGAAAUGAGAACUCAGGGUGGCUCAGCGAACAACCUGAAGUUUAUUUGUGAGUUUAGGCCUGAUGAAGACAACAGUGUAAACGGGGAUUUUGAGUCUGUGACCGUCAUCCUCCCUGCGCAGUGCAGCAUCAGCCAGUUGAGGCUACGCAUUUGCAUGAAGGCACAAGAACAAAACUGCCAUCCUGAUCCAUUUGCAAUAUUGGAUCCUGAGAAAUACAUCCUGUUGUAUGCCAGAGGGGACGACUGGUAUGAAGCCCAUGAUGACUGUCAGAUCAUCCGGACAUUAGAUAUCCCAUGGUCACAUGAUGAUUCUCCGUGUCUAGUGGCGCACAUAGUAGCAAAGCCUCUGGUCGCCGGUGAUUCAGAACAAAAGAAAAAUCAACAGGAGUGUUUGAAUUACUUGAUUGGACAUGAUCUGGACAAUGAGGCGUCAGACAGACUUGGUGAACUUACAUUCACCCGCAGGAAGCUGGCAUCUCCACGAAGGCUGGAGCUGAGGAAUCGGGAUAAGGUUCUGUAUGCCACAGAGCCCUGGGUUACCCAGGCACCCAUCCCUAAUGAGCUUGAAGAAUGGCUAAACAGGAAGCUUUGUCUCACCCUGCACUACAUGAGCAAGAUCAGCUUCAGCAUACAGGUUGAUUUGAAGGCAACUCCAGAUGUUCUUCUUGAGGUUUUUAGAAGGGUUAUGGCAGAUCAAAGGGUCGAAUAUAACUCUUCUGAAGAGUUGGUUUUGAAGGUCUCAGGUAGGGAGGAGUUCUUGUCUGGUGAAAACUGUCUUUGUGAUUUCCUCUGGGUUCGACAGUGCUUGAAAGCCAAUCAGGAUCUCCACCUUUCUGUUGUUCCUGUCUCACAACUUGCUGCAGACACUGUCAGAUUUGUAGACUGGCCACUUGUUGAUGGUUUCAGUGGUCAGUUCAGCUCCCAUGAUGAUCUUAGUCUUCUAGGCAAAGAUCUGGAUGACAUCUUCAUGAUUUCUUUGUGGGACUGCAACAGAAAGUUCAGAGUGAAACUGCUUGGCUUUGAUAUUCCACAACUGCCAAACAAGCCCCCUCAGUCUGUCUAUGUUGAAGCAUCCAUACUUUAUGGCGGCAAAGUCCUCUGCUCAGUAUCCUCCCUUCCCAAGCUCUUUGGAGACGAAGUACUUUGGAACGAGUGGCUGGAAUUUGACAUUCUCCUCCGGGACCUGCCUCGUGGAGUCAAGCUGAGCUUUACCAUUAAUACCUGUGCUAGCGACGUCUCUCCAACAACCAAGGACCCAAAGCCAGGAUUAUCCAGAGACUCCAAGGUUUCACUCAACAAGCAUACAGACACUCAGAAAGGAAAGACAAAGAUCCUUUACUUCGUCAACCUCCUUCUCAUAGAUCACCGGUCUGUCCUGAGUCAGGGUCCCUACACCCUGCACAUGUGGUCCUAUCCUGACCUGGAGGACGGAGCCAUCACCUACCAAGCUGAUAAGCUGUCCUCCGCUACAAACCCACAUAUUGAUGAAUCCAUGGCCAUCAGUUUCCUUCUAGACCGCUACAGCUUCCCUGUGGUUCUCCCAAACACCUUCAGCCACAAUGACGGGUCUGGCAGUCCAACCUCUGACCUUUUCCCUGACAAAUCUACUUCCUCAACCCAGUGCACUUCACCCAUCACUGAUUCUCUUUCUCCACAUGGGCAAUUUCUUCUGCCUCCAAAGACUGAAAGGGUAAGUCUGAGGUCCCCAUCACCCGUCUUUAACACCAAGAGGGAUUACCUCAAGAGGUUUCGGGAGGAGAGUGUCCAGUAUGGCUCCAACCUUCCCCACUUCUUGCGUAAUAUUAACUGGCUGGAUCGCAGGGUGGUGGAGGAUGUGCACUGGCUACUGGGACUCUGGGAUCCUGGGGAACUGGAUGUACAUGUGGCGCUAGAGCUGCUAAGUAUGGAUUUCCCAGAUGAGAUUGUCAGGAAACUAGCAGUAAGGAGACUGGAGAGUCUACCCAAUGAUGACGUGCUCAAAUAUUUGCUACAGCUGGUACAGACCCUGAAAGUGGAGCCUUACCACGACAGUUUUCUUGCUCGGUAUCUUAUUCAAAGAGCUCUGCGGAGCAAGAGAAUCGGCCACUUCUUCUUCUGGUAUGUGCGCAGUGAGGUUGCAGGGUGCCCAUACUUCCGCCAACGCAUGGCAGUGAUUCUGGAGGCCUAUCUGCUGGGAUGUGGCCAGGCUAUGAUCAACAUCUUCACCCAGCAGGUGCAGGCUGUGGAGGCCCUGCAGGAAGUCGCGAUGAUUAUCAAGAGAUUGUACCCAGACAAAACAGAUCUUCCUUCCUCAGCUCCACUCAAGCUGCAGGAGCUCCUCAGAAGCAGUAAUCUCCCAAAUGAAUUCCUGUUGCCCUUUGACCCCCGCAUCAAAGUGGGAACGAUUCUGCUGGACAAAUGCAAAGUGAUGGCCUCAAAGAAGAAGCCUCUGUGGUUGGAGUUCUCACCAAUGCCAUCGCCCACCUCCAGCACACCCGUUGGGAUUAUCUUCAAAGAGGGGGACGACCUCCGACAGGACAUGCUGGUCAUCCAGACCUUGGUGGUGAUGGAGUCCAUCUGGCAGGAACAAUCUCUGGACCUCAACCUGAUUCCAUAUGGAUGCAUCUCCACAGGACACAACAUAGGGAUGAUUGAAAUAGUAAGGAAUGCAGCGACCAUUGCUGCAGUGCAGAGAAGCCACGGCGGAACGACUGCAGCCUUCAGAAAUGACGCUCUGUUUGAGUGGCUCCGGUCCAAGUGUCCACUCCAGGAAAUACACUACAAGACAGUGGAGAGGUUCGUGAAGUCCUGUGCAGGAUACUGCGUGGCCACCUACGUCCUGGGAAUAGGAGACAGACACAACGACAACAUCAUGAUCACAGACCAAGGAAACUUGUUCCACAUCGACUUUGGUCACAUCCUGGGUAACAGGAAGCACUUUCUUGGAGUGAGCAGGGAGCGGGCACCGUUUGUCCUCACACCUGACUUCUUAUAUGUGAUGGGCAGGCUCAGAGGUCGAAACAGCCUCUAUUUUCAGCGGUUCCGGGUACGAAGCUGUGUGAUGAAGCUGUGUCACUCUGUGUGUGGUUGUGUGCUUUAGCUUAGACUGGAAAAAUGUUUGAAUUUAAAGAAGUGAGAAGUGGAGUCAUCCUUUACUUUUGAGUAGCAAAUAAUAAAGAUUUAUU
This is a messenger RNA of Poecilia latipinna (sailfin molly), 3503 nucleotides long. Its product is annotated as phosphatidylinositol 4,5-bisphosphate 3-kinase catalytic subunit gamma isoform. The record is from RefSeq and is a predicted model, not a curated record. Gene Ontology annotation, biological process: phosphatidylinositol-mediated signaling; cell migration; phosphatidylinositol-3-phosphate biosynthetic process. Gene Ontology annotation, cellular component: phosphatidylinositol 3-kinase complex, class IA; cytoplasm; plasma membrane. The coding region runs from base 281 to 3418 and encodes 1045 amino acids. Gene Ontology annotation, molecular function: 1-phosphatidylinositol-3-kinase activity; 1-phosphatidylinositol-4-phosphate 3-kinase activity. NCBI's taxonomy places the organism in Eukaryota, Metazoa, Chordata, Actinopteri, Cyprinodontiformes, Poeciliidae. The transcript has 12 exons.